This is a messenger RNA of Rhinolophus ferrumequinum (greater horseshoe bat), 722 nucleotides long. It is a transcript of the gene LGALS2, whose product is annotated as galectin 2. The coding region runs from base 138 to 533 and encodes 131 amino acids. The transcript has 4 exons. Lineage: Eukaryota; Metazoa; Chordata; Mammalia; Chiroptera; Rhinolophidae. The record is from RefSeq and is a predicted model, not a curated record. Gene Ontology annotation, molecular function: carbohydrate binding.
GAAGGGACCAAAGUCCCCAUUUAUGGCCUUGGGGGAGUUAAUGUGUAAUAUUCUAGGAUAUAAGCAAGCCCAUGAGAUGAGGUCCUGAGCGCAGGCCUCCAGGGAGUGACCGAGAACUGCCUCCGGGAGCUGCCACCAUGUCGGGGAUAUUUGAGAUUAUGAACAUGAACAUGAAGUUGGGGACAACCCUGAAGAUCAAGGGCAAGAUCGCUGAUGAUGCUGAUGGUUUCUCGAUUAAUCUGGGCCAAGCGACAGAUAAACUGGACCUGCAUUUCAACCCACGCUUUGGUGAAUCCACCAUUGUCUGCAACUCACUGGAUGACAACAAAUGGGGACAGGAGAAACGGGAAGAUCACCUGUGCUUUAGCCCAGGGUCAGAGGUCAAGUUCACCAUGACCUUUGAGAAAGAUGAAUUUAAGGUGAAGUUGCCGGAUGGGCACCAGUUGACCUUUCCGAACAGGCUGGGCCACAACCACCUGAGCUACCUGAGCGUGCAGGGUGGGUUCAACAUCUCCUCCUUCAAGCUUGACUGAGCAGGCAGCACCUCACUGGAAUGACAGACUCCUGGCGCUGACUCCCGGUCCUGAGCUUCUUCUCAGUCACACAGGAUUGGCAGCCCUUGGGUCUUGGCUCCCCACCUGCACUUCCUGCCCCUCUGACCCCAUUUUCCUCCUCCAAGGCUAAGAACAAACUAAAGAAUCCAUCUUUAUCUAGUCUUUCUA